Phytophthora infestans T30-4 is the source of this 2342-nucleotide messenger RNA. RefSeq names its product acyl-CoA dehydrogenase, putative. NCBI's taxonomy places the organism in Eukaryota, Oomycota, Peronosporomycetes, Peronosporales, Peronosporaceae. Gene Ontology annotation, biological process: fatty acid beta-oxidation using acyl-CoA dehydrogenase. Bases 48 to 2342 code for a protein of 764 amino acids. The transcript has a single exon. Gene Ontology annotation, molecular function: acyl-CoA dehydrogenase activity; flavin adenine dinucleotide binding. The record is from RefSeq and is a predicted model, not a curated record.
ACGCGCCAGCCGACACAAGGAUCUCCACGUCCCCAUUCAUUUCGACGAUGCUGUCCCCUGCGCUGCUUAAGAGCUCAACACAUCUCGGCGGCCUACGCGUCGUCUCCGCCCGCUCGACUUUGCCGGCGGUGCAGGUUCUGCAUCAGACGCAGUCGCGCACGUUCGUCGCCCAGCAGGUUUACAAGCUGGCCAAGCGCGUGAUGCCGCACAUGUCUAAUACGGAGAAGGCAGCGCUGGAAAGCGGCACUGUGGGCUUCGACCGCGACAUUUUCUCGGGUUAUCCGUCACUCGCUACGCUGGACAAGUACUCGGCGCAGCUGAACGCGGAGGAACAGGCGUUCAUGGACAACGAGGUGCAACAGUUGUGCGAGAUGAUCGACGACUACAACGUCACGCGCGAUCAAGAUAUGCCUCUUAAGGUCUGGCAGUUUAUCAAGGACAAAGGAUUCCUCGGUAUGAUCAUCCCUAAGGAGUACGGCGGCAAGCAAUUCAGUGCACACGGCCAUUCGGUCGUGAUCACUAAGAUCGCUACACGCAGUGCUACUGCUGCCGUCACAGUGUGUGUACCCAACUCACUGGGCCCUGCUGAACUACUACUUCGCUACGGAACGGAGGAGCAGAAGAACAACUUCCUCCCUGGCUUGGCUAAUGGCAAACACCUGCCGUGCUUCGGUCUCACAGGCCCGUCGUCGGGUUCAGAUGCUGCUACCAUGCGCGACACGGGCAUUGUAUGCGAACAAGAUGGCGUUCUUGGUAUCCGUGCUACGUUUAGCAAGCGCUACAUCACCCUAGCACCGGUUGCAACAUGUGUAGGCUUGGCGGUGGACGUGAAGGACCCUCAGGGGCUUCUGAAGGGCAAAGGUAACCCUGGUAUCACUGUAGCUCUGCUAGAGCGUAACCACUCUGGACUUCAGAUGGGUAAACGCCACGAUACGAUCUCAAUCCCCUUCAUGAACGGCCCUGUGACCGGUGAGGAUGUGUUUAUCCCAAUGUCUAAGAUCAUUGGCGGCCAAGAACGUGUCGGCUACGGCUGGAACAUGCUCAUGGACUGUCUUGCUGAAGGUCGCUCCAUCAGUCUGCCAGCCUCCGCUGUUGCAGGUGCUAAGCUAUCAGUCAACGCAGUCGGUGCUUACGCGCGUAUCCGGAAGCAGUUCAAGGUGCCGAUUGCCAGUUUGGAAGGUAUCCAGGAGCAGCUAGCGACUAUGGGCAGUAACGCAUUCAUCAUGACCAGUGGUCAGCACAUGGUGAACGCAAUGAUCAAUCAGCACGAACAGCCUGCAGUCAUCAGUGGCGUCUGCAAGCAGCAGAUCACGGACCGUGGUCGUGACACUGUCAUUCGUGCCAUGGAUGUCCUCGGUGGAGCUGGAAUCUGCAAGGGUCCCAACAAUUUCAUCGCUAACAUCUACACUUCGCUGCCUGUGGUCAUCACAGUGGAAGGUGCUAACAUUCUGACGCGCUCUCUCAUCAUCUUCGGUCAAGGUCUUACACGGGCGCACCCUCAUCUGUACGAACUCAUCAAGACUAUCCAGCACGGCGACGAUCUUGACGGAUUCAAGAAGGAACUGGUCAAGCUGGUGAAGCACGGCGUGUCGAACACAGCUGGCUCGCUCAAGACGGCAGUAACACGCUCACGAUUUAAGAAGCAGAGUGGUCUUCUAACUCAUUAUGAGUCCCAGAUGGAUAAGCUGUCGAAGAAUUUUGCCAUGUGUGCGGAUCUAUCGCUGGUGCUUGGUGGUAAACUCAAGUUCGCUGAGAUGAUCUCCGGUCGGUUCGCUGAUGUCUUCUCGAGUCUCUAUUUGGGGUACUCGACAAUGUGGUUCUACAAGAACAACCGCCAUAUUGAAGGUAUUGACGUGAUCUUUGACUACGCCAUGACGCAGCUGUGUCAUGAGGCACAGCAGGGUAUUGUGGGGAUCAGUAAGAACUUCCCUGUGCCUGGUGUCGGUCCGAUUAUGCGUGGCUUGUCGUUCCCGUUCGGUUUGCCGUACGACUCUCCCACUGACAAGCAGAUGCGUCAGGUUUCCGAGCUGAUCUCCACCGACUCGGCUGUGCGGAACUUGUUGAGCGACAAUGUGUUCGUUUCGGAAGACCCAGAAGACCGUGUUGCUCUUCUGAACGCGACGUUGCCGAAGGCAGUGAAGGCCGAUCGCACGCUCACCGCACUACGUAAGCAGAAACGUAGUGCCACUAUUGACGAACAGAAGUUCAUUGACGAAGUCGAGGCUGCACGUGAGGUCAUCAUCCAGGUAGACAGCUUCGAUGGCCUGGGUGCUGAGAUCGGCAAACCUAAGGACUAUGUGCGUCCAGGAAUGAUCGGCAACAUCUUCGACAAGGAGAACUAA